This is a messenger RNA of Grammomys surdaster, 1896 nucleotides long. RefSeq names its product breast carcinoma amplified sequence 1 (gene Bcas1). Bases 1 to 1896 code for a protein of 631 amino acids. NCBI's taxonomy places the organism in Eukaryota, Metazoa, Chordata, Mammalia, Rodentia, Muridae. The record is from RefSeq and is a predicted model, not a curated record. The transcript is spliced from 12 exons. Gene Ontology annotation, biological process: myelination.
AUGGGAAACCAGAUGAGCAUUCCACUAAGAACUGGAGACCAGGAGCAUGACUCAGGAGCAGACACUUACAAGGUGACGUCAGACAAUGAGUGUGUUCAGAAUGGGAACCCAGUGGUGGUAUCCACUCGUGUGAUUCAGCACUACGAGGAAGUCGACUUGGGGAUAAGCAGCUCGAAGGAUAAUGUGGCUACUUCUUCCCCCAAGACAAUGGAGGUCCGUGCUGUGGCCGAUGCCAGCGGAAAGAAUCUUGGGAAAGAAGCCAAGCCCAAGGCACCAGCUGCUAGAUCCCAUUUUUUCUUGACACUCUCUCGGCCUGUACCAGGACGUCCCGGAGACCAAGGCACGGAUUCAUCGGCUGCAUCGGGGAGGGCAGCGCCUGCGAACAAAGACCCAAGUGAGCACGGGGCACUUCCGGUGGCAGCUGCACCAGAGCAGGCUCCAGAUAAAACCCCAGAGUGCACUGAGGCCAAGCAGCAGACCCUCCCUGCCACCGGCCCGCUGGCACCCUCACCACCUGAGUCCCAGGCAGAAGCCCUGCCCAGGCCCAAGGAUUUCAGCUUUUUGAACAGAUUCUUUAAACUGGACAAGGGAAGAGAAAGUGUGCCAGUUGACAGCCAGUCUGAAGAAGCUAAGGGCUCCGAAGACCAAGAACAGGCCACAGAGGCCCCUGCGGUGCCAGGGAAUCCCCAUGGUGUCUCUGCAGGAGAGGACAUAAUCGACAGCAAGGAGAGAGAGAAAGAAGUGGACACUCUGAGUUAUUCUGUCCCUGGGGAUCAAGAGGUGCUGGGGACCACGAAGGAGGAGCCCCAGGUGGUAGACACCACAGAGAACAGCAGCCCCAUCAUGAGCUUCUUCAAGACACUGGUUUCGUCUAACAAAACUGAAACAAAGAAGGACCCAGAAGACACGGUAGGCACCCCCAAAGCAACCAAGGCAGACAGUGUCUGCGAUGGACACGCUGGACAGAAGAUGUCGGAGACGCAGGCUAAAAGCAAGAAGAAGCGCCUGGACAGCCCCAGGCUAGGACUCUCCUUUAGAAAGUUCUUUAGGCACAAGGAUACUGAGAACUCACCCACUACUUCAGCCAAUCUCAAGUCAGACAAAGCCAACUUCACACCCCAGGAGACCCAAGGGACCAAGAGUGCCAAAGGCUGCAGCCCGCCAGGCCAGGUACCACCUGGGACAACCAGUGAUGCAAGAGAAGGCGGCAAGGAGAAGACAGGGCCCACCUCGUUGCCGCUAGGAAAGCUGUUUUGGAAGAAGUCAGUUAAAGAGGAUACACUUUCCACAGGUGCAGAGGAGAACGCGGUGUGCGAGUCACCAGUAGAGACUGUAAAGUCUGAGGAAGUAGAAUCCACCUUACAAACUGUGGAUCUCAAUGAAGAAGAGACCCAGCCUGAACCCACAGAUGUAAAAGUCAAAGAAGAAAGCAAAUCCCGGAGGACUCCUCUGAUGGCAUUUCUCAGACAAAUGUCAGUGAGAGGGAGCCAAGGGAUCACCCGCUCGGAAGAAAGUAACGGGAAAGACUCCAGCUGCCAAACAUCAAACUCCACGGAGAAGACGCCCUCUCCCCCAGAGCCAGAGCCCGUGGGAACAGCCCAGAAAAGCAAGGAGACCUCCUCGAAGGACAAGAAAUCGGUGGACAAGAAGACAGCGGCUGAGAGCAACAAGCAGAAGAACGGCAAACAAGAAGCCAGAGAACCAGCGCCGUGUGUGCAGCAGCAGCCUGCGGUAGAGGCAAACACGCAGCAGACUGGGGACAAGACCCCAAAGAGAUCUGAGAAGCGGCGACAGUCCCUCGGGGGCUUUCUGAAGGGCCUGGGACCAAAGCGGAUGUUGGAUGCUCAAGUACAAACGGACCCUGUAUCCAUCGGACCAGUCGGAAAAUCCAAGUAA